CUGUUGUAGAUGAAGGGGAACCGAAGCCCCGAAGUUCCCUCUUUACCGGAUCAGAAUCCCGGGCGUCUCCCCGCGGCCUCCACACAACUGAGACUUCAACAAACCCAGGAAUGAUCCACAAGGUCCAGAGGAGCUGAGCCAUUUUCUGGCUUGCUCGUCGGAGACGAAUCCACGGGUGGGGGCCGGGGUGCGGGCACUAGCGGGAGGCCCCAGCUCUGAGGAGCAAUGCCCCGGGAAGCGCGUGCCGGGUUUCGUUCCAGGAGAUCGCCCUGAAGUGCCUGUGAUGCGGUAUGGGGCAGGGGGUUCAGAGAGAAGCGUCCUUCCCUUCUUACAAAGGGGAGGGGGGAGAAUCAGACGUUAAAUUCUUUUGCAAACAUUCAUGCCUAAGGAAGGGCUGGAACAGGCAGCCCCGGCCGCCGGAACCGGUCGGACAGGUAGCGAGCUUGUUGACACCGUUAUGUUGCAGGGCGCAUGCUCACUCCCAAGUUUCCUGGUGCCUUUUCUAUUCCACCUUAUGAAACUUUUUUCCUCGGCGUGGUCUCACCCGCGAUUUCAGGCAGAGGUGUCGCGGAGCCCGGAGGCUGGGAGUCUCCCGGCGUGCGGGGGAGAGGCCCGGCCGCGCGGCGGCGGCGGUGGGGGGCGGAGGGAGGGGGCAGGCGGGGCGGGAAGGUGGGCUCCGGCCGCGGGGAGCCGGGGACCAAGCCGCCGCCGCCUUUAGCGGGGAGCAACCGGGACUAGGGGCCCGCAGUCCGGGGAGAGGGCCCCCACGAUGCCCAAAGUCUUCCUGGUGAAGAGGAGGAGCCCAGGGGUCUCGGUCCGCAGCUGGGAUGAGCUCCCGGACGAGGAGAGGGCAGACACCUACAUCCCAGUGGGCCUGGGCCGUCUGCUCCACGAUCCCCCCGAGGACUGCCGCAGCGACGGCGGCAGUAGCACCGGCGGCAGCAGCAGCAGCGCGGGGGAGCCCGGAGGCGCAGAGAGCAGCUCGUCCCCGCGCGGCCCGGAGCGCGAAACCCCAGAGCCCGGCGACGGCGAGGGCCCUGAUGGACACCUGGCGGCGAAGCAGCGCCCGGUCGCCAGGUCGAAAAUCAAGUUCACCACAGGCACCUGCGGCGAUGCGGCCCUGCAUACCUGCGACCUGUGCGGCAAGGCCUUCCGUCUGCAGCGCAUGCUCAACCGGCACCUCAAGUGCCACAGCCAGGUGAAGAGGCACCUGUGCAGCUUCUGCGGCAAGGGCUUCAACGACACCUUCGACCUCAAGCGGCACGUGCGCACGCACACAGGCAUUCGCCCCUACAAGUGUGAUGUCUGCCACAAAGCCUUCACCCAGCGCUGCUCCUUGGAGUCCCACCUGAAGAAGAUCCACGGGGUGCAGCAGCAGUAUGCCUACAAGCAGCGCCGGGAUAAGCUGUACGUCUGCGAGGACUGCGGCUACACGGGCCCCACCCAGGAGGACCUGUACCUGCACGUGAAUGGUGCCCACCCGGGCAGCGCGUUCCUCAAAAAGACAUCCAAGAAACUGGCAGCUCUCUUGCAAAACAAGCUGACGUCCUCGCUCCAGGGAAACGCCAACCUGAGUGAGGAGGAAGAGAAGUAGGAGAGGGGCGUGGAUGCCAACUCUGCCACGUGUCCACGGAUUCCUGGUGUUGCAGGUCCCCUGCCCCACGUGCUAUUCCAGAGUCCAAGUGGUCCGUUCAUCUCUGUCCUGGGGGCCUCAAUGGGGGCUCCGUGCCAACACUGUCGUUGAUAACAGUGGCAUCAGGCCCCUGUCACCUGGGCCCUCAGGAACGCUAUCACACUAAUGGAAGCUUGUGGAGGGCUGUGAUCACCGUCUGGGUCUAGUUUUCAUUUUUUGUUUUCUUUUUAGGAUUUUCACACGUGGAGGCAGGGGUGUUCUGAGAGAAACACCCUUGGAGAGAUUGAUAUGGUGCCUUGAAAUAAAAGUACUUCCACUUGAAAUGCUA
Molecule: messenger RNA, 1961 nt
Organism: Cervus elaphus (red deer)
Lineage: Eukaryota; Metazoa; Chordata; Mammalia; Artiodactyla; Cervidae
Gene: OVOL2
Product: ovo like zinc finger 2
Exons: 4
Coding region: 770-1594 (274 amino acids)
Biological process (GO): regulation of transcription by RNA polymerase II; epidermal cell differentiation
Cellular component (GO): nucleus
Molecular function (GO): RNA polymerase II cis-regulatory region sequence-specific DNA binding; DNA-binding transcription factor activity, RNA polymerase II-specific
Source: RefSeq, a predicted model, not a curated record